AUGAGUAAGCACCCUAUGUCUAUGAGUUUUGAAAAUGACCUUGGGGCUGUGGUGCAAAUUGAAAACUCUCAAAUGUUACAGAAGGCAGAUAUUUUCUUAUCAAAUGCUGUACCUUAUAUAGAGAUCCCUCAUGCGAAACUUAAUUCGAACCAAGGGCAUGAUGCCUCACCAGAUAUGCUCGUUGAAAAUGGUGCAUAUAAUUACAAAGGCAAGGAUAAGGGUGCAUCUGGAUACCAUGUCUCUAUCAGCCAAAAUGUUCGGCCAUCUUAUUUGUCAAAUUCAACCAACCAGGCAAGUGGAGAGUCCAAAGAUUGCUUGAUCGAGAAAGUUGGAAGGGCAGAUUCAACCUGCAUUGUCCUUGACGAAAAAAAGCAACUUAAACAUGCAUACAAUCUGUCUUGCGACAGGAGAGACUUGGAUGGGAGUCUACCUCAAGGAGGGAAUGAUGGAACGGCAGAUUCAACCUGCAUUGUCCUUGAUGAAAGAAGGAGACUUCCUCUUCGGGAGACUCAAAUUUUCUCGUUCCUGGAUGGUGAAGUUUCUACUAAACGUGAGCACAAUUUGUCUUGUGACAAGAGAGACUUGGACAGGAGUCCACUUCAUGGAGAAAAUGGAUUAUUAACAUGUAAUUCAUUUGGGUCUUUGCACUGUGAAGAUGAAAUUAUCAAUAUUUCAAGUGCUCCUCAAAUCACGAAGAAGCACUCACCACCUGAAAGAAGAUUCAGGCCUGCCAAAGAGCGCUCAUGGCCACAGAUUAAGAGAAGAAAGAUUGAAGAUCGGCAAACUAAUAGUUUUACCACUUCCCCAAGUUUUAGGGUACAAAAGCCUAACUGCAUUCAACCGGACUCUACAACUUCAUGUUUGAAGAAUGCUGAAACCAAAGGUGAUGCUGUCUUGGCGGAUGCAUUUAACGAAGACAGGAAUUUGAUGGAAGUCAUUGAGUCGGCACCUGAGUCUCAUAAUAUCAAGGGCACAUGUUAUUUUGAAGAGGAGAGUAAACGUAGAAAGUCCUCCUUUGCUAUCGAUCACAAACAGUUAGGGGCAUCCCUUGUCUUGAGUUCAACUGAAGAUGAUGCUAGAGGCACAAGAGGAUGCUUGGCUAAGGAAGUGAGAACUCCAUCUCUGGGUAGCAACUUUUUAGAUGUAACGAAACCCCAUGAUGAACAAAGUAGACAACACUUGUUACCUCUUGAUAACAAUUUUGAUCUGCCAAAUUCUGCAAAUUUGGCUUGUUUUGAGAACACCCUUCCUGAAGGAAAUUCCCAUCAGGGAGAGGACAGGCUACUUUCACAAUGCUCAGUUCCUUCUCCUAAUGAUAAAGACCUGGACUUUGUUGAUGUCGAUCAAACUAUGCCUGUGUUGGAGGGAUUUAUUGUAGAUGCACAAGAAGAUAAGGGAGAAGUGAACAUUGCUGGUGAUGGAAUAGACUUCGACAAACUGAACCUCUCUAGGACUACAAUUGAACGUGCCAGUAUUCUGGCACAUAUAUGCAAAUCUGCUAGCACAGAUACACGUUUGUCCCACUUCUCAUCUUGUUUCAAGUUUCAGGGAACCCAAGAUUUAUUUCAAUCUGAACCCAGUGGCCUUAUUGAGCGGUUGGGCACUUUACCUUUGAAUAUAAAUGUUGACGAACAGUUUGGAUUUGAUGACAGUGUUGUGAAUGCAUCUAAAGUGAUGCCAUAUUCUGAUUUUCUACCAUAUUCUGGUGCACGAUUUGGUUGGCAUUCAGGAAAUCAUUAUGCAUCUCCUGCUGGGAAGCUAUGGGAAAGAUUGUCGUCACACUCAGGAAAUUCGGAGAAAAGUUUGAGUUCAAAUCCGGAGCUAACAUGCUUCCCAAUUGAGGAGGAUUUCAGUGUAAGUGAAGAGAAUAAGACUCUGGAUGAGGAGGCAGAUGAAGUCCAAGAAGAGAUUGAUUCAUCAGACAAUAGUCAUUAUGCUCAAAGAGAACCACUAAAAGAUUUUACAAAUUCAAGUCUAAAUUCUGCAGUCGAGAUGUCUCUGAGCAGAGAUAGUGUGGAUUAUUUUAACACAAAACCCAGCUUCACUGGGAUUCAAAAUAAGGUCAAACAAAAAUCUGAAAGUCUCUUAAGAAAUAACAGUGAGGCAAAGGAAAACCAGAUGUUAUCCAUAGGAGCAAAUAAAAUCAGGAAGGCCAAGGAAUCAUUUAAAAAAAGUCUCAACAAAACAAAUUUACCACGCAGAACCAGUUUGAGGCAAGAACAAAAGUUUUCAUUGAAGGAGUCUAAGAGAAACAACAUUGUUUCAAAUGUCUCUUCAUUUAUCCCGCUGGUACGACAAAAACAAGCUGCUGCAGUAUGUGCAGGAAAGAGAGACAUCAAGGUGAAGGCUCUAGAAGCUGCAGAGGCUGCAAAGCUUUUGGAAGAAAAAAGAGAGAAUGAACGCAAGGUAAGAAAAGAAGCACUGAAAGUCGAGCGAGCAAAGAUGGAGAAAGAAAAUAUGAGACAAAAGGAGUUGGACAAGAAAAAAAGAGAAGAGGAAAGGAAGAGAAAAGAUGCUGAUAUGCAAGCAAAGAAAAGGCUGAGAGAGGAAGAGGAGAGGAAGCAGAAGGAGAAGAAAAGAAUGCGCAUUGAAGUAAGGCAAAGACAGCAGAGAGAACAAGAAGAAAAAAUGUGUGCUGAGAAAGCAAAGAAAGAAAAACAGCAUUUCAAAGUUCAUGAACAAGUGAACAGCAAUAAGGAGACUAACAAUGAAUUCAGAAGGCAACAAAACCGGGAUAAAGCUGGAGAUGAUGCUGCUUUCAAAGAAACAGAGACUAAAUCUGUACCAUCUGGACUUGCAAUGGAUGGUGUCCAGCAAACUAUCAUUCAUUUUGAAGAAUGUGGCGCUUCUUGUGAAAUUGGAAAGGCAACGAAUGUGGUGAAUAACUCAAGCAUAAAUGAUGACAUGUUUGUCCAAAAGUGUCUAGAGAAGUCGUACGAUAUUUCUCCAUAUCAGUGCUCUGAUGAUGAAGAUGAAGAAGAUGACUUACCCUCUAGAAAAUUAAUACCAUACUGGGCCAGUAAAAGCUCUGUGGCUGUAGUUUUACCCUUGCAGCAAGAAAUGGACCCUGAUGUUAUAUUUCCCCAGGGAAGCUUUUGUAGCAUGGAUGAAGUUCUCCUUCCCCGAAAGCUUCAACAAAAUUAA
Molecule: messenger RNA, 3144 nt
Organism: Fraxinus pennsylvanica
Lineage: Eukaryota; Viridiplantae; Streptophyta; Magnoliopsida; Lamiales; Oleaceae
Source: the annotation of a GenBank genome assembly